Messenger RNA from Closterium sp. Naga37s-1, 3735 nucleotides. The record is from the annotation of a GenBank genome assembly. NCBI's taxonomy places the organism in Eukaryota, Viridiplantae, Streptophyta, Zygnematophyceae, Desmidiales, Closteriaceae.
AUGCGCGCGCCAGCGGGUGCGACAGUGGUAGAAGCGGUCGCGACAGCAGGAGGGGCGGCGGCGUCGCCUGCUGACUUGUCAAUUAAGAACGGGGUCACGGGAGUCACGGACACCCUACGGGCAGCCGACGGGUCCCGCUUUUUACGGCUGACUUCCGCUUUUUCCGCGUCGCCUAGUAGCAACGACACUUCUGGUGGUAGCAAUAGCAGUAGUAAUGAUAGUGCUAGUAGCAGCGCGUUUGGCGGCCCAGGCGUGGCGCAAGCGCUGUGCGAACUCAAACCCGCGGCGCCGACCAGCAACGAGUCGCAGCAGGCGCAGCAGCAGCAGUCCCCGCGCCAGCUGUCGCUCUCGUUCUUUGCGCGCGCCAGCCUGUGCGCGGAGGGGGAGGGGGCCGGGGAAGGGGAGGCAGUGCGGCUGUUGAAGGUGCUGCUGCUGGUAGUUCCGCUGAACGCUUCUGCCGCAGCAGCAGGGGGAGGGGGAGCAGCUGGAGGAGAGGCGGGGGAGCAGGUGUGGGGGGAGUGGCGGUUCCGGAGCUCUGGGCUAAAGAGAGCAGCAGAUGCAGGGGCAGCAGCAGCAGUAGCAGCAGCAGCGGCGGCAGCAGCAGCAGCAGCGCCCGCAGUGCAAACAGCUGUCGUGGAGACUGUAUCUCACAAUGCGGCAGCAGCAGCGGCAGUGGAGGAGGGGGUGGGGGAAUCACGGGUUGCAGCAGCGCGGACAGUGCAAGCAGCUGGUGGGGUAGCCCACGCUGCGGCAGUGGCAGCGGCAGGGGAGGGUGUGGGAGCAAUACCGGGAGCAGCCGAAUUCACUGUUGCUGCGAGUACGGGAGGAGGAGCAGGAGCGGGAGCGAAGGUGGGAGUGAAGAGAGAGGGAGUGGCUUCGGAAGCGGGGACUACUGCUAUCGACCUUGCGUCUGUCAUGCCAACUCGCACCGACCCCUCCCCUCUCAAGUCCUUCUCCCACUGGCCGCUCUCCAGCGCCCACCCGCUCCUCACAGCCGGCUCAACCCGUCGCAACCGCUCCUCCCUCUCCCUCACCACGCUCUCCGACCUCAACGCUGCCGCCCUCGCGCUGCACCCCGCCCCCUUCGCCCUGCUCGCCCCCGCCACGCCCUCCUCCCCCUGCCGCCCCUUCUCCUUCUCCACCUCCUUCACCUUCCGCAUCUCCUCCCCCAACGCCGCCGGGCUGGGCGGCGAGGGCUUGGCGUUUGUGAUGCUGCCGUCUCCUACCCUUGGCUUGCCGGGGCCCUCCCUGGGCUAUGGCCGCCUGCUGCUGCCCCCGGGGAGUACGACUGGUGCUGAUGACUCACAGCCCCAGCAGCACAGGAGCCUGGCAGUGGAGUUUGACACGGCCUCUUCUCCCGAGUUCUUCGACUGCCCCGACCACCAUGUGGGGGUGAACCUGCACGGCAGCAUGCUCUCUCUCGCCUCUGCCCCCGUGCACCCCCUCGCCAUUCCCGCCCUCAACGCCGGUCAGACCCUCCUCGCCACCAUCCAGUACAACGCCUCCUCCUCCCACCUCACCGUCUGGCUCUCCCCCGCCCCCUCCCCUCCACCUCCCCCCUCCCGCUCUCGCUCCUCCUGUCGCUUUCCUUGCUUCUCUGGUUUCCCCCGGUUCUCUCGCUCUCCCUCCCCCUCCUCCUCCUUUCGCUCCUCUUCCGCCUCCUCCCACUCCGCCUCCCCACCUCUCCCGCGCUCGGCCGUGCUGACCACAUUCCUGGACACCUGCGAGUGGCUGGGGGGGAACGACCCGGAGGCAGCAGCGCCCCCGCCGCCGCUGUUUGUGGGAUUCACAGCGGCCACGGGCAAGGGGGCGGAGCAGGCUCAGGCACACGAGGUGCUGGGGUGGAGCUUCCAAGUGGGGGAGGCGGAGGAUCCGCUUCCGUUUUGGGCAGCAGACUCGUUCUCCUUCCCCUACAUCACGCCAGCCACUCCCCUGCUGACACAUGGCAGCACACGGAAGCGUUUCUUCGCCGCCGAUCUCUCCGUCGCUGCUGACGUGGCAUCCACCAGCCAAUCAAACGAACCCGCCCCUGGAGCCCUCUUCUUCCCCCGCCGUCUCCCUCUCCUCUACUCCUCCUCCUCCCCUCCCUUGCCUCCUCCUCCCUUUGCUCGUCCUCGCAGCUCCCCCCGUUCCUCUCCUUCCUCCUCCUCCCCACCUUCCCAACCUACAGCCACCGAGCCUCCUGUCUGCAUGGCUCGCUCCUUCACCUUCACAUACGGCUUUUCCAUGAAUACAUCCGCUUCCCAUGGGCUCGCGUUCGUUAUAAGCACUCAUGCGACCGUAGGUCAAGGUGGGGCUUAUAUGGGGUACGGCCGGGACCCAUCCUCGCGACUCGCUAAUGGCAGCUGGCCGGACGGCGCGCGGAGUGUAGCUGUGGAAUGGGACACUGUAGCAAACCCAGAAAUGGGUGAUGUAAAUAGUAUACAUGUUGGCGUUAACACUGAUUUUAACAUGACCUCGAUUUUCGCAAAGAAAGUGGUUUAUGCGAUGGAGCCGGAUGACGUGUGGCAGAUGAGGGUUGACUAUAACGGGAGCAGCAAGGAGAUGCUGAUUCGGUGGUACAAACCCCAUGUUGUGAAGGGCAGCACGAGGCUCAGUUUUGACCUGUGUGCUGCUCUGACUGAUGUGACACAGACCACUCAAAGCAGCAGUGGCAGCGGCAGCGGCAGCAACAGCAGUAGCAGUGGCAGCAGCAGUGUGACGGACCUAUGGUCGCCAUCCUUUGGGCAGCUGGUCGUUGGGUUCACCAGCGCUGCUCUCCCUCCCCCCCCUGGCCGCCUGCCCUCCCCCGUCGCCCUCACCUCCUGGACCUUCCGAUUCACAGACACUGACUACUGCAACCACUCUCCCGUGCUCCCCUGCGGCAUGGGCGCAUGCUCUAAGGCGCCUUCCUGGUGGGACGCCUCUGUCCUGCUGCCCUCCUGCAAGUGCGCCUUGAAACUCCCCUCCUUCGAGCCCACCCACCUCACUGGCCUGCCCUCCUGCUUCCCUGAGGCCUACACGUGUCGCCAGCUCUACAGCAACCCAUGCGCCCCAGGAGUGUGUAUAGAUGGUGUGGAUGGCUCCUACUCCUGCCUCUGCCCCUCGCCCUACUUCCCCUUCGCCUUUUCUCCCAAGGGCACUGCCAGUUGCUCCCUGGUUCAAGCGGGUGGCACUCGAAUGCCAACCUUCCUGUCCCAGUUUGGUCUCACAUGCCCCCUAAUACUAAACACUUUCGGUUUGACACAGACCCAGUUUUUUAGUGAAAACAAGGGCUUCCAAUGUCGAGCUCCCAUUCCUGCCGACACCCUGGUCAACGUCACCAGUCGUGCUUUCUCCAAAUGUACAGCAAUGUACACUGUUAAUUAUGGCGACACCUGUGACUCCAUCAACGCGCUCUUCAACACGCAGAUAGAGCCGCUCAACCCCGCGCUCAGCUGCUCCGAUGGGCCGAGGCAUGGGCAGUUACUCUGCGUGGCGUUUGACCAAGAGUGGUACGACCAAGGAAACACUAACGUAAAGUGCAACCACUACGCACGCAUCACUCCAGCCACACCCUCCAGCAGCCUGCAGCAGACAGCCCCAUACACAGUCGAGAGCGUGCUCAUAAGCGAGCUUGAGAGCGCACAGACCUGCCAGGGGCUGUGGCGGGCAUUCAGCCUCGCCUCUCCCACGCGCUUCUUCCAGCUCAACCCCGGCCUUCCGUGCGACUCGCUGCUGCCUGACAGCCCGCUUCAAGGGAACUUUGUGACUGAG